AUGAAACAACCACGCAACAGUCUACGCGUGGAAUUAAAGAAACCCAAAGCAGAACGGCAGCACCGAAGGCCCCGGGCUUCCACGCGGUGCAACACGGUGGUCUCCGGGACCAUCUCCGGGUCAUCCCUUUCCCAGAUUGCCACUUGGAGUGAGUCCGGUCGGCUCAGGAAUCCUUCCCUGAGGGCGCCGGAAGUGGGCGCGGCGGGAGCCGGGCGUCCCGGGCGGGAACGCGUGCCCCGUGGCGAGCGGUUCCGGGCGGCGGGGAUGGAGCGGGCCGGGCGGCUGGCCGUGGGCGCCUCCUGGACGGCCGGGGCUCCGGGGCCGGGGCUCGCACGGGCCCUCAGGCCGCUGUCCGCGGGAGGAGGACGAGGAGCAGGAGGACGGCGGGACACCGCCGCGGAGGAGGAGGAGGAGGAGGAGGAGGGCCCGGCCGCCGCGGGCGAGGGGCUCGUGACCCUGAAGAGGAACACCACCGGCGAAGGGGAGAGCCCCUGCUUCCUGUACCUGCGGUGCGAGCCUCGCGGUUGUGAAGAGAUGGUUUCGCUCGGGAUCGUGAGCGAAGCGAGGAACAUGGAAGUGUACGCUGGCGAGGAGUACCGCGCCACCGGGCGCGGGGAACGCCUUUGCACCCUCCCGGGUGACAGUGGGAAAGACACGAUCACUCUGUAUAAGAAAUAUCUAAAAUUGGAGGACCCCACAGACUUUUGUAAAAUUAAGCUGCUGUCCUUCGGGGGCAAGCAAAGCCUAGCCAUCGGGAAAAUUCAGGUGCGGCUGAGGAGGGUCUCCGCCAACCCCCCAGCAAGCCCGCCGACCCUCGGAUGGAGAAUCGAUCUCGACCGAGUUCAAGCCAUGAUGGAAUCCAUGGGAACCAAGUUGUCUCCGGGGGCCCAGCAGUUGAUGAACAUGAUUCGGUUUCAGCAGCGGAAUUGUGUUCCUUUGGGAGAGCAACUUCAGUCUGUCCUGGGAAAGAAAGAACCAGAUCCCUUUGGAGACACGCAGACGAGAGAUGGAUUCCAACAUCGGUCAUCUGUGAUGGGAGAUUCGGAUAAGAUAUCUGUCAGACACUUUCCUCUUAAAUCUACUUUGACAGCUGGAACGGUUCCUGAAGCCUUUCAAACUUACUUUGAAAGGGACUCACAGCAAUUUGCCGGCGACUGCGCUGAAAGACGUGAGACUCUACCACCGAACAGUGUUUUCCCCCCAAAUGACUUUAAAGUUGUAUCUUCUUUGUUGCAAAAGAAGGCAAAUGCAAAUAUUCCCUGCUCUGAGUUACUUCCUUUUUUCCAAAAUAUAUGUAGCCAGGUAAACCAUCUCCGGAGAGGAGACCAGACUAAGCCUCAGGAAACUAGUCCCAAGCCCAGCAAAGAAGGCUUUGUAGAUGGGGGAGAUGAACAGCAGCCCGUUUGCUCCUACUUGGAAAAGAUCAUUUCUAAAAAUAUGGAGCUGAUGGAGAAGAAAUUAAUGGACUACAUCGAUCAGCGUAUGUACAGACUUCAGGAACACAUAGAUGAGAAAGUUAUCCUACUAAUGGAUUUGCUUCGAAAUCCUAGCUUCACGUCCACCAGGCUGACGCAAGGAGGUUACGACUCCGGAGAAAGACUCUCAAAUGGGGAUAGAUAACCAGUUGUCGUAUCUGAUGCCUGAUGCAUGAAAAUCAAAACCCUAAAAAAAACAGCUUUUGGGAGGCAAGUAUUUAGUUCCGUGCCUUCGGAGGCAUUUCCCGGUUAAACAAACAAAAACCUCAGUGUUCAUUAUUUUUAUUGCACUUGUCCCUGUAAUUCUGCCCAGGAUUGUACGCUACAGAUUAACAAGUACUGUCAGAAGAUAUUUUUGAAAGCACCGUUUUUCACUCUUAUAAAGACUUCAUGUGUGUUUCUGCGGCCUAGUGAUUUAGGAAAGUAUUAAAGCCACUUUUAAGAUUCUCAUGAAACCAAUUUGAACCACUGUACGUGCGCUUUAAAGGGAGCCGUGUCCUUUUUUACUUAUGUAAAGAUAUUAGCAGUUUUGUAGUUUCUAGGUUCGGGAAAACAGUGCUUUAAAAAAGAAUGGGAGGUUUUUUGGCCUUUACCAGUUUUUUUUCCCCUAAUGGAGAAUUGGAUAAUCCUAAAAUUUUGUUUAUUUCUAGACCGGGACUUUAAAGUGGUGUGGGUUGACUGGGGCUCCGAAUUUGUGAGUAACGUUGUCGGGGCCCUUUGGAAAUGAGUUAUAGUUGUGUCAACAAUGGGCGGUGAAACAUCAAAAUCUGACCCCGUCCUUGGUGAUAUUUUGAGAGGUUGACGUGGGCCUCCCAAGGUAGGAUCGGUGCCGUCUCCUGAUGGGGAACAGAUCCCUGGUUUGCCCUUGUUCGGUCCUUGUAAAAGUGAUGAAGUCUGAGCCAAGAGAACGACAGGAGGGGACAACUGUCUAAAUCGGUCCCGGGGAAGACCGAAGACGGGUCGGUGGAGCUCACAGCCAGUGGGAACGGCUGCCUGGGCCUCCUCCGUAGCCUUCAGCAUUUUCAGAAAGAAAUGUUAUGUGGAGCUUUAAGAUAUAUUUAUAUAUUUGAUCCAUUCUGGAAACCGUUUUGGGCGACCGGGAAUGAUCUACCCCCUCCUUAAAAUGUCCCUCGUGGUUUAAAUAGCGCAGUGGUCGAUUCACGGAAUGUUUCAUUGGGGUUAAUUUAAGGGAGGAUUUACCUCUCCGACUAUUCCUUCUGUCCCGCAUGGUGUUAAUCUGUGGUAAAAGUAACUUUCCCACCCCCGGUUUUUGUGAAUUUGUUUUGUUCUUUGAAAUUAGUACAUUGAGGAUUACGUGGCUGGAGGUGUUUGUUUAAAUGGUUGAAUUUGUUUCCAGUGUGCUCUGUAUUAAAAUGGAAAUGUUCAGUGCCA
Molecule: messenger RNA, 2867 nt
Organism: Tachyglossus aculeatus (Australian echidna)
Lineage: Eukaryota; Metazoa; Chordata; Mammalia; Monotremata; Tachyglossidae
Gene: C16H10orf88
Product: chromosome 16 C10orf88 homolog
Exons: 7
Coding region: 1-1620 (539 amino acids)
Source: RefSeq, a predicted model, not a curated record